Nematocida major is the source of this 651-nucleotide messenger RNA. RefSeq lists its product as uncharacterized. The record is from RefSeq and is a predicted model, not a curated record. The coding region runs from base 1 to 651 and encodes 216 amino acids. The transcript has a single exon. Lineage: Eukaryota; Fungi; Microsporidia.
AUGAAGCCAUUUGAAAUUCUCUCAGCAGCCAGGAGGGAAAACUGCAGCAAAACCCUGCACUUUCGCAGGACUCUGGACACUUUCCUUGCAGCACUUCCCCUCUCCGCCCUUGCAAGAGCAGGAACUAUCCUCCUUCUUGACUCCCCAGGACCUGCUCUCUCCUGCCUUCCUCUUCUAUAUAUAGCGUAUAUAACAUUCAUCCGGGCUUCCAGCAUAGCCGUAGAGUACGACACGGGAAGUGCCUGCGACAUUGCGAUAUAUCAGGCCCUUGCGAAGUGGAGCAUCCUCGCAGGAAUCUCUCUCCACGUGCAAUCUCCGUACUCCCUCGCCUUCUUCAUCAAUGCUCUAGUCCCUGACUCUGCGCAUGCUCUCACUCUCUCUUCUCUCCUCGCAGGAUAUGCUGCAGGAUUUGCAGGAUUUCUCCCGGAGUCUUUCCCUGUGAAUGCGUAUCCCGUGGGCGUAUUCGCGCUCUCCUUCCUGCACUUCCUCACGAACUUCGAGAAGUCUUCGGAGAGUCUCCGGCGGACUCUUUCUCUCCUCCUGCACGCUCUGAACGGGAUAUUCCUUGCAGGCCUGCUCUCCGCGGGGACUCUCUGGAUUUCCCAGGAAAAGAUCGAAGUAAGUCGUAGAAUCUGGCUUUUAUUCGGUUAG